AUAAUGGAGUACUGUAUUUCAAUUCCAUUCUUCUAAUUUUGGAGAUGGGCUUUUCCAGGUCAAUACUACUACUGCUAGUGCUGGCCUUCUUCAGUUGCUGCUUCAGCUUCUCAUCUGCUAGUAAUUAUGCUGCCAGUCAUGAUCUUAACCAUGGUGGAAACAUCACCAUAAACUGGGAUGUCAUCUCCUGGACACCCGAUGGAUACGUUGCGGUUGUGACCAUAUACAACUAUCAGAAGUCGAGGAAAAUCCGAGAACCAGGUUGGACAUUGGGAUGGAGAUGGGCAAAGUACGAGGUGAUAUGGAGCAUGAUGGGAGCUCAAACAACAGAGCAAGGAGAUUGUUCCAGAUUCAAAGGAAACAUCCCACAUUCUUGUCGGAGGGCUCCGGAGGUUGUGGACUUGCUGCCCGGUACUCCCUACAAUCAGCAAGUAGAAAACUGCUGCAAAGGAGGGGUGCUUAGCUCGUGGGGCAAGAAGGGAUCUAGAGCCGCCGUGAGUAAAUUCCAACUCUCUGUUGGGGAAGCUGGAACCACCAAUAAAACAGUCAGGCUACCCAAGAAUUUCACCUUUGAAGCGCCGGGGAGCGGCGGAGGAUAUGCUUGUGGAGCCGCCAAAAUCGUGAGGCCUACAAGAUUUGUGACCCCAGAUGGGAGAAGAGUGACACAGGCUAUGAUGACAUGGAAGCUGAGUUGCUUGUACUUGAACAAAUCUCCAAAAGUGGCAUAAUAUGCCCCUCCUCAUCCUCUAAUUUCAAAACAAAAUGCUCAGGAAGAAGCCUCGUAGUUUUGUGCACUUCAGUUCAGUUCUACUCUGUUCUAUUGAGAAUUAUGAAUUUGCUUAAUCGCUUGUGGCCUGUUGGCUGAAAUAAACUCACUACUGCAACGAUUGUGGAUUUGUAAUAAAUUAUUGAGUAUUAAAAAAUGGGUUGAAUAUGUCUUUCUA
This is a messenger RNA of Ipomoea nil (Japanese morning glory), 944 nucleotides long. Its product is annotated as protein COBRA-like. Gene Ontology annotation, biological process: plant-type cell wall cellulose biosynthetic process; cellulose microfibril organization. Gene Ontology annotation, cellular component: plasma membrane. The transcript is spliced from 4 exons. Lineage: Eukaryota; Viridiplantae; Streptophyta; Magnoliopsida; Solanales; Convolvulaceae. The record is from RefSeq and is a predicted model, not a curated record. The coding region runs from base 45 to 728 and encodes 227 amino acids.